CUGGGUUCAGCCGGCCAUGGCGUGCUGAUGAGCAGAGCUAGAAGCCACAGGGGAAGAGCCGCCCAGGUGCGCCCCAAGAGGUGCUGGAACGGAGCUUUUUUAUCGUAUCCUUCCGUCUGAGAAGCAAGCAGUCUGUUCAAGCUGCUGUGAGCUGGAGCCUGGAGCUACAAUGACGACUUUUUCAGCUCUUAAGAAUGACGUGCUUUCCAGGGAGCAACGGAGGCAACACUAUCAGGACUAUGUCAAGGGCUUGAACGCGUACGACAGACACAAGCGGUUUGUCGAGGACUACGUCAAGUUUUACGGGGAUGGCAAGUACGAACCGCCCAAAGCCCCUGUCAAAACAGACAGCGACAUCCUGCGGGAAAGCUAUCGGUUCCUGAGGUCCGACGAGGACGACGCAGACACGUCCUGGGAAGCGCGGCUUGCGAAACGCUAUUACGACAAACUCUUCAAAGAGUAUUGUAUUGCUGACCUGUCACGGUACAAGGAAAGCAAGGUGGGUUUGCGAUGGCGGACGGAGAAGGAAGUGGUUGCCGGCAAGGGACAGUUCAUCUGCGGCAACAAGGAGCACGGCGAGCGCAACGGGCUCCGUAGUUACGAGGUCAACUUCGCUUACAAGGAGGCCGGCGAGGAAAAGAACGCGCUUGUGAAGCUCCGGCUGUGUCCGAAGUGCGCCUACAAGCUGAACUACCGGAAAGAGAAGGAGCUCGCACGGCAGCAGCGGAAAGAGGAGCGAAGGUCAAGGAAGCGACGAAGGAGGGACAGUAAGGGGAAGAAAGAAGACGUCGAUUCGGACCGAGAGCCUGGUCCGGACAAAGAAGAUGCCGGCACUGCUUCGGCGGAAGAGGGGGUAGACGGAAGCCCUUCCGGCCAGCCUGCAGUACCCCCCCAGGGCGAGGGCGGAACUAGUACGGAGACGAAGACCCAAAUGACAGGUGGGUCUUUGCCGGCGGACGACAGCAUAUGGACGGGCAAGAAGCCUGAGGUGGAGCCGUCCAAAGAGGAGGAGUACGACGAGUACUUCCGAGACAUGUUCCUAUGACCUGACACGUGGCAGUGUGUUGAGCACUGCGAGGAGGCGAAUACAACGAGGCUUUGGGGAAAGGUUGUCUUACUGAACUUGACAUAUGGUUUGUGGACCUAAAGUGUGGAGUUCGUUUGGGGAUGAUUGUGGACGUGUAUAUAAUGUUUUCCAGGAUUAUGGCGGCAUGUUUACAUAUUCAGAGCCUUGGAGCACGACGGUAUAUCAUGAGUCCGAUCUCAGUGCAAAAGACACUAGUUGUAGGCGCCUGGCCCGGCCGUUUACCGUUUAAGUUAACAGCCAGCUUUUGUGUAGGCACGCACUCAUGGUGCCAGCCAUGACAUGUACAUUUCCGU
This is a messenger RNA of Klebsormidium nitens, 1380 nucleotides long. The record is from the annotation of a GenBank genome assembly. NCBI's taxonomy places the organism in Eukaryota, Viridiplantae, Streptophyta, Klebsormidiophyceae, Klebsormidiales, Klebsormidiaceae.